UCUCGAACUUAGUGAGCGGUAACGAUGACCAAUUGAAAAGUGGGGAGGCCGCGCUGCACUUGAUCGAAGUUGAAGUUGGACUCGGAGGCGUCUCUCGAAAAUUUAUAAGCUGCACCACUUUCCGAGUCUUUCAGGGAGCUGCAAACAGUUUGCUGGACGGUUGCAAACUCAAGUUGGUCACGCAAGUCUGUUCAAUUUGUUUCUAGAGGUCUGAAGAUUCUCGUCCCUUAAAAACAGGUACGGUGUGCGAGUACAGGCAGGUUGGUUUCGUGGAGCAUUCUUUAAGUGCUUCUGCUUGCGUCCGGGCAUCCCUCCAUUCCUCUGAAGCCCCCCAGUCUUAUAUAAGAGGAAGUUUCCGUACGUCCGGCCACCAUGCAGCACGAUGAGAUCAUCUGGCAGGUCAUCAAUCAAGGGCACUGCAGCUAUAAAGCAAAAACACAACAGCAAACUUUCUGCCGAAACCCGUACAAUGUCACGGGCUUGUGCAAUCGAAGCUCUUGCCCGCUGGCCAACUCUCGGUACGCCACAAUCAGAGAGAUUGACGGUGUCCUGUACCUAUAUAUGAAGUCCAUAGAAAGGGCGCAUGCACCCCGGGAUCUGUGGGAGCGGAUAAAGCUGCCCAAGAACUAUGCAAAAGCGCUGGAGCUGAUCGACAAGCACAUGGUUCAUUGGCCCAAGUUCCUCGUUCACAAGAACAAGCAACGGCUGACCAAGAUGACGCAGUACCUCAUACGGCGGCGAAGAUUGGCGUUGAGGAUACAGCCGAAACUGGUCACUGUGCCGACGAAGCUGGAGAAGCGGGAGAAAGCAAGGGAAGCGAAAGCGGAGGUAGCGGCCAAGCUGGAUAGGGCUAUCGAGAAGGAACUCUUGGAGCGGUUGAAAGCGGGCACUUACGGCGACAUUCCGAACGUGCCGUGGCGCAACUACGAACGGGUUCUCGACAUGGAGGCGGAGAAGGGGGAGCUGCAAGACGAGGCCGAAGAGGAAGACGAGGAGGACCCGGAAGUAGAGUACGUGGAGGACUACGAAGGAGAGGACGAAGACGACCUAGAAGACUUUGACCAACUAGCAGAGGAAGAGUAUGAGGACGAAGAGGAGUAUGAAGAAGAGGAGGAGGCGGAGAGGCGUCGUUUGAACAUGACGUCAGCGAAGCGGGGCUUGACGUCAGCCAGCAAGCGUGGGGCGUUGGGGGCUGACGACUUAGAAGACGAGCCGCAGAAGAAGCCGAAGCGGCGAAAGGCCCACGUGGAGGUCGAGUACGAGGAGGAACGGGAGCAACCGUCCCUGGCCCAACUUGCUUUCUAGGAAACCGCCAGCGAGUUUUGGGUCCGCUGCUUUUCGGAAGCUGCAGUAGUAGAUCUUACUGAAGAAGACCAAUUGGACGCUGGAAGCCGUUAGGGAGAUAAAGAUUGACUACUCUAAAUCCUGGGUCUGUGCAUAUGAUUUCCGUUAAACCACAACACGGUUGGAC
Klebsormidium nitens is the source of this 1471-nucleotide messenger RNA. The record is from the annotation of a GenBank genome assembly. Lineage: Eukaryota; Viridiplantae; Streptophyta; Klebsormidiophyceae; Klebsormidiales; Klebsormidiaceae.